AAUCCUCCUACUGAUGCUCAUCAAGAGCUCUGAUAGGUCUUCUUGCCACCUGAGGAGAAAAAGUGUAAAAGAGCAUCUGGAAACAAUGACUGAGAUGAUUAAGGUAAAGUUGUGGUCUGCUGCUCGUUUCGGGCUGCUCGGUGUGGGAAUUGCGUUGACGUGCGUUGGAGCGUAUCUACUGUCUCUGCAGACCGAAUACAAGUUCACACGGAGGGUCAUCUCAGCUUACGUCAUUAUUGCAUGUGGGUUACUGGCUGAGCUUGUUGGUGUUUUCUGGGCCAUCUGUCACAGUAUGAAGAGCAAGAUAUACCACAGAGAUGGACAUGACCAGAACAUUCACAUCUACACGAUUGAAAGGCCCAGCUCCUACCCCCCAUCAUAUGAGGAGUCCCAGAGGAGCCAGGUGUGUCCUACAAACUGUGAGUCCAUCAUAGUGAUGGACGGCGUGGACGUGACGGUGAGCCUGGCCCCUCCGCUGUACAGUCUGAACAGCUCAGAGGCUCCGGACUGCACGUGGAGCUGGGAGCAGCCUCCUCCUUACAGUCUGUUAAAGCCCGAUGUCCAGACACACUCAGAGGAGCAGGAGGCCUCGUCUGGAAACUGACAGAAGACAAACGUUUUCCAAAGCUGCUGACUGAAAAGGAAGGCACGCUAAUGGUGGAUUAAUACGACUUCCACGCCUG
This is a messenger RNA of Thalassophryne amazonica, 683 nucleotides long. RefSeq names its product transmembrane protein 252-like. The coding region runs from base 14 to 604 and encodes 196 amino acids. NCBI's taxonomy places the organism in Eukaryota, Metazoa, Chordata, Actinopteri, Batrachoidiformes, Batrachoididae. The transcript is spliced from 2 exons. The record is from RefSeq and is a predicted model, not a curated record.